CGAGACAUUUAUUUUAUUUUAAUGCAUUAAGCACUUGUGACAAUUUUAUUUCAAGAAUUCUAAUCCAAAACCUAAGCAGGUAAUUCUAAUCCUAUUGAAGAAUUUUGAGAAACGCAUCAGCGUACGAUGGCAAAUUCUCGAAGCGCAUCAGCGGCGAUUCGCCUGAGCAGAUCGGCGGCGUCAGCCUUCCGAGGCUCAAGCGCAGGCCGCCAGAUUCCCCACACUCCAUCCGCCGCCGGCCAAUCGGCUAUCGGGCGCCCCCGUGCCCUAAUGUUCCCCACUGGCGGCAACAUCUCUUCCUCUGCUUCAUGCCUCAACCGCGUAGCAUCCCGCCCCUACUCCUCUUCUGCCCAGAUCCCAGGAACUAGAGCUAUUCGGUCUGUACUCUGGCAUAUAAAUGACGGAAUGGAAGAGGUUCUGGCUGAUUAUGUUCACCAUGAAAUGACUCGAACAUGGAUCUCAAUCUGUUUGAGACUGUUUGUUAUAAUCAUGACCAAGGAUGUUGUCGUGGCUGUUGCUGAUCUCUAAAGGCUGGGUUGUCUACGUGCAAAAGUGCCCAUUUGGAACUCGUCUCAGGCACAAUAUUCCUGCCUUUAGCAAGAAGGGAUAUGAAUAAAGUGUUCUUCAGAUGACUCAGCUCUGUCUGGAAAUGUAUGAAUUCUGGAAUAGAUUGUUAUAAGGUGCAUAUUACCUACUGCUAGGAAAUAAAAUUGAUCUUGCAGAGCAAGUAUGAAGUUAUGGUGUGAUUUCUGUUUUUA
Messenger RNA from Salvia hispanica, 758 nucleotides. RefSeq lists its product as uncharacterized. The record is from RefSeq and is a predicted model, not a curated record. Gene Ontology annotation, cellular component: respiratory chain complex II (succinate dehydrogenase); mitochondrial inner membrane. Gene Ontology annotation, biological process: mitochondrial electron transport, succinate to ubiquinone; tricarboxylic acid cycle. NCBI's taxonomy places the organism in Eukaryota, Viridiplantae, Streptophyta, Magnoliopsida, Lamiales, Lamiaceae.